UACAAACCCGCCGGCCGCCACGUGCAAAAUCCAAAUGGCUCCUUCCGUCCCUUUCUGGCCACUUCCACUUCUUCUCUUCGUCCCAUUACUUUUUAUCUGGAAAAGAAAACUUCACGAUAAGAGACGACGGAGCAAGAACCUGCCACCAGGCCCUCCAAGACUUCCAUUCAUAGGUAACUUGCAUCAACUCGGAGCAAUUCCUCAUUACUCUCUAUGGCAACUCUCCAAGAAAUAUGGUCCCGUGAUGUUUCUCAAGCUUGGUCGUGUCCCAUCAGUUGUCAUCUCCUCUGCAGAAGCAGCCAAGGAAGUUUUGAAAACCCAUGAUCUUUACACUUGCAGUAGACCUUUCUCGGCUAGUACCCAGAAGCUGUCCUAUAACUAUCUUGAUGUAGGCUUCAGUCCCUAUGGAGAUUACUGGAGGAAGAUGAGAAAGAUUUGUGUUCUUGAGCUCUUCAGUGCGAAGAGAGUGCAGUCUUUUCAAUUUGUGAGAGAAGAAGAGGUUGCUUCACUCAUUGACUCCAUCACCAAAUCUGCUUCCACUGCAACUCCUGUUAAUCUCAGUGAGAAGUGUAUGGCUCUGACUGCAAAUAUAACUUGCAGAGCAGCUUUUGGGAGGAGUUUUCAAGAGAGAGGAUUUGCGCAUGAAAGAUUCCAUGAAGUGAUCCGUGAAGGUAUGGCGUUGCUUGGGUGUUUGUCUGCUGCUGAAUUCUUCCCUUAUGUGGGAUGGAUUGUUGACAAAAUCACAAAUCUCCAUGGAAGGCUUGAAAGAACCUUUCAAGAAUUGGAUGGUUUCUAUCGAAAGGUUAUAGAUGAUCAUGUUGAAAAGGGACGGGACGAGUCCGGACAGGAAGAUAUUGUUGAUGUUUUGCUAGAGUUAGAGAGAUCUCCACCCGAUUUUGGUAUUGCUGAUGCUGCCUUUCGAUUCUCCAGGGAUCACAUUAAAGCAAUUCUCAUGAACAUAUUUCUGGGUGGAGUUGACACUGGAGCAAUAACUUUGAUUUGGGCAAUGACAGAGCUCAUUAGACAUCCAACGGUCAUGAGAAAAGCACAAGAAGAAAUAAGAACUUGCAUGGGAGAUAAAACAAAAGUCACUGAAAGUGACAUUGACAAGCUUGGGUACCUAAAGAUGGUAUUGAAGGAAACCUUGAGGCUGCAUCCACUGGGACAAUUAGUAAGAGAAACCAUGUCCAAAUUCAGCAUCAAUGGCUAUGUGAUUGAACCCAAAACCCUAAUCCAAGUGAAUGUGUUUGCAAUUGGAAGGGAUCCAAAGGUGUGGAGGAAUCCAGAAGAGUUCAUUCCAGAGAGGUUCAUAGACAAUCAAUAUGAUUUUAAUGGGCAGAGUUAUGAGUUUUUACCAUUUGGUGCUGGGAGGAGAAGCUGUCCAGGGAUGGCUAUGGGACUGGCUCUGGUGGAGCUUGCACUUGCAAACCUUUUGUUUUGUUUUGAUUGGAAGCUGCCUUGUAAUAUGAAGAAGGAAGAUGUUAACAUGGAUGAGGCUCCUGGUAUUGUCACCGGCAAGAAAGAAGCUUUAUUGCUUUUACCAGUUAAAUAUCCACAUGCAUGUAUGUAAAAUUAGUAUUGCAAUACUGUCUUCAUGGACCAAAGCUUAAAUACAGGGAAAUAAAUUACAAAUAAAUUACUUCUUUUAUGUUGGC
Manihot esculenta (cassava) is the source of this 1655-nucleotide messenger RNA. Its product is annotated as cytochrome P450 71B10. Lineage: Eukaryota; Viridiplantae; Streptophyta; Magnoliopsida; Malpighiales; Euphorbiaceae. Bases 35 to 1570 code for a protein of 511 amino acids. The record is from RefSeq and is a predicted model, not a curated record. The transcript is spliced from 2 exons. Gene Ontology annotation, molecular function: iron ion binding; heme binding; oxidoreductase activity, acting on paired donors, with incorporation or reduction of molecular oxygen.